This is a messenger RNA of Leptopilina boulardi, 11907 nucleotides long. RefSeq names its product DNA-dependent protein kinase catalytic subunit-like. Gene Ontology annotation, biological process: double-strand break repair via nonhomologous end joining; telomere maintenance; intrinsic apoptotic signaling pathway in response to DNA damage. Gene Ontology annotation, cellular component: nucleus. The record is from RefSeq and is a predicted model, not a curated record. Bases 57 to 11555 code for a protein of 3832 amino acids. Lineage: Eukaryota; Metazoa; Arthropoda; Insecta; Hymenoptera; Figitidae. The transcript is spliced from 11 exons. Gene Ontology annotation, molecular function: protein binding; DNA-dependent protein kinase activity.
CAGUGUGUUUACAAUCUUACGAUAACAACAGGUGAUGUGUUAUUUUGAAAUAAAAAAUGGAUUUCCAAACUUUCUUCAGCAUCUUUGAAAGAUGUAAAAAAGAAAGAAAUGGAGAAGGACUUGUUGAGAUUUUUAAAGACAGUCGUAAAUAUUUUCAAAAUAUUUCCGGCAGUGAAAGCGGUUAUGUACUGGCAACUCUUUUUGAUAUUGAUACCGGUAUUCUUCGUUUUCUCCGAGAUGAAUUAGAUAAUGGUUUGAAAUUAAAAAUUUAUGAAUCUGUAAUUAUUCAAGGAUUUCGUUUAGUUGAAUUUGUCAUGGAACAAUUUCAAAAUGAAUAUGAGCCAUAUAUUAUCAGUACAAAGGAACUUUGUGAAUUCACUAUUAAAGUAAGAUGUGUUCAUUAUAUUAGAAGAGCAGCUACAUCUGUUUUUAAAAAGAUCAUAGAACUUUUCAAAGAUUUUGAAUUACUUCUCGGUGAAACUGUGGAGAGUUUUGGAAAAUCAUUAUAUCGUUAUGAUGAAAAAGAACGAAGUGAAAUUUUUAUUAUAAUGGCAGCAAUAGCUAAACAUAAUCCUCCUGAUGUUGAAAGAUUUUCAAAUGCAAUUUUUAAAUAUAUUUUGGAAGACAUGAAUAUUCAGUACAAAGAUCUGUCUACAACUCAAUCGGCAAGAUUUCAAGAAUAUUUUGAAGCUUUAAAAGAUUUAAUGGAAUGUUUUACACCAUAUCAUAAUGAAGAAAAAAGUAAACAAUAUUACGAACAUGUUUAUAAAUAUAUAAAAAAUAUUUGUGAAUUUGAUGAACAAAUUUAUGAAUCAAAUCCUGGUAGACGUGAUUAUGGUGUUAAAUUUUAUGAGAAAAAAAAAGCUGCAAAUCGAAAUACACAAUUAGCCGUUGAAUUAUUGAUAAGACAUUGGUCAUUUUUUGGUUCAUUAAUUUAUAAAGAUUAUAAAUUUUGGCAAAUGAAAUUUGAAUAUUUAUUGAAACAAAAUGGAAGAACUGGCGAAAUUGGUUGGCGUGCUAUGAAAGCUUUUUAUAAAGCAAUUGCACAAGUAUUGAAAAAUAGUGAUGCAAAUGAUGAAAGAAAUAUACUUUUGUAUUUUCAAGAAUAUUUUUUGAAUCAUCUUAAGAGGCUUGAUUUAAAUUCAAGUCUAUUGCAACUAAUUGUUUGGGCUUAUAGUCAAAUGGCUGAACCUUGUAAAAAGCAUUUAACUAUCAAUGAAGUUUACGAUAUGUAUUCGUUGAUAUCGAGAAGAUCUAUUUCACUCUAUACGAGCGACGAUGCAAAAAUUGAAGAAAUCUCCUGUUAUGUGGAAUCAAUUUCUGAAAUUUUAAUUCACUUACCAAAUGUGUCUGUUAAUCAAAUAAAGUUACUAUCAAAACUUGCGACACUUUUGAUUAAACGAUUUCCUGAAUUAAAAAUAUUCAUUCAACCAAGUGCAAUUAAUGGACUUAUUAAAUCAAUCACUAAUAUUGGAUAUCUUAAUCAAAAUCUUCAACAGGAAUAUUUUUAUGAUCUAGUUUACAAUGGAAUAAUAUGGUCGUGUUCACAUACUUUGUACAUUGAUGCAGAAUUGGUACGCAGUACAUUAAAAGAAAGGCCAAUUUGUUACAAAAAUUAUCUACCACUUUGGGAAGAAAUAUUUAAUAUAAAUUAUUACAGAAUUGAAACUGGUCCACAAGUAAUGAAACAUUUAUAUAAGGAAUUAUUUUCAACAUUAAUAUUGUUAAUGAACAAUUUAAAUCUUCAAGUAAAAACAAACAACGAUAUAAUGUUUUCCGAUAUCGCUUUAACAAUGAUACCAGAAAAUGAAACUGAUUUUCGAAUUUUCAUCAACAUGGUCGAUUUAUAUGAAGAAUUAUUUAAAAAACUUCAUUUUUCCCAAAUCAAUGAUUGGUUACCAAAAAUUUUAUAUGAAAUUGUAAAAAAUUCCUAUAAACAUCCAAUGGUCUCUGGAUUUUAUAAAUUGGCACACACAAUUCUUCGAAUAUCGGAAAUUUAUUGGAAAUCAUUGGAUAUAAAUAAUGAAACAUUUAUAUUAAUGUCGAAAUUUUUAUCAAGUACUUUGGAUUUAAUUUGUGGAUUUAAUCAUGAAUUGCAAAUAGCGUGCGUUUAUUUGAUUUUAGAUGCGCCUUUAAAUUUAGUUGAGAAGAAAUUAAAAGAAACAAUUCCUGUUUUUAAAAUUGCUUUAACUAUUGGUUUGAGUGAUUUUUCAUUGGCUGCUUGUGCACUCGAUUCACUUGAACAAUGGACACGUGAAUUAGCCGAUGCUAAUUUAUUGAAAGAAUUUUUGAUGGAAAUAAUUCCAAGUCUCGAACCAUAUCUACAAAGUAAAGAAAGUGAAACAGAAUUAUUGCAAGAUAUUUUAAAAACACAGCGAAAAACAAUAAAACGUGUUUUAUUGAAAGAUGAGACAAAAACUUUGGAAGAAUUUCAAAGAAGAAUUCUCUUAUUUCUAGGAUCGAUAUCAUCGGAAAUAACACAGAAUUUCAUUCAUAGAAGUUGUGAGGAUAAAAAAGCAACUUGGGAUAAAAAAGAUUUAUUGGAAUAUACACUAUUUUUUCCCGAUCAAAGACUUUAUAUACAUUUUGAUAGAAUUUUACCACGUGUUAUUGAAUUGGCAUUAAGUUCAGGUGACAGAAGAACAAGAAUGUGUGCCUGUGAAGUACUUCAUUCGUUAAUUGUUAUUAUUCUCGGUAAAACAAGAGAUAUUGUCAAUAGACCAAAUCCAGAUCGUUUUGCACAUUUAUAUAAAAUUCUUUGUCCAGCAAUGUUAAAAUUGGGUUCUGAUUCUGAUUUAGUUGUGAGACAAUUAUAUUAUCCAAUAUUUUUACAAUUAACACAUUGGUUGAGUUCAAAAUUAAUGUUAAAAUCGCCGUCAACUAUUUAUUUUGUUGAUUCACUAUUUGAUGGUUUAACUGAUAAAUCAAAUUCGUCGUUAAGAGAUUUUUCUGGAUUAUGUUUAAGGGAAUUUCUCGAUUGGUCAAUUAAACAAUCAUCGGAUAGAGAUUUGGCAAAUUCAGCAAUAAAUAUUCAUACAAUUGUGAGAAAAAUUUGCACAUACGCACAACAUCCAUCACAAGAAAGAAGAAUUGCUGCUGCAAUUGCAUUUAAUCAUCUUUAUUCAAGUUUACGUGAGCGUGAGGAAAUUGUCAAUAUUUAUUGGUUGGAAAUUUUCUAUUGUAUUGUUAAAAGUUCCGAGGGUUUAAACGAUUUGGGAAUUAAAAAUGCAAUUGGACAUCUUGAAAAAGUUAUGAAAAUUAAGGCAAAACUUUUUAAUGGAGAAAAUUCGAAAAGAAGAAAACCAAUUGAAUUUGAGAGGGGAAAUUUAAAGAGUACAUUAAUUUGGCUUUUGACACAAUGUGGAUCUGUUGAUCGAAAUUAUCGGCAAAGUUGUAUGAAAUUAUUUGAGAAUAUGCAUUCAUUUGUAGGAGAAAAUUGUGUUGAAUUAUAUUUGAAAAAACAUGGAAUUGAGGGUUUUAAUUCAAUUUUUUUGAAUAAAUUGAAUGAACAAAUUUUUGAUAUUUCUCUCGAAGUUGUGAAACCAUUAUUACGAUCACUCGAUUGUUAUAUUUGGUUUUUGGAAAAGAAAUGGAUUGAUUUCAAUUUAAUUUUUAAUGAAGAAAAUUCAGAAAAGCUAAUUUUUUCCUAUACCAAUGAUUUUAUUAAAUGUUUUAUGAAUCGAAGGGAAAUUGAAGAAAAUUGUCUAUUGAUUACAAAAGAAUUGGAAUUGUUAAAAACACUCACGUGUGAAACUAUUGAAACAAUUUUUUCAUUUUGUCACAAGAUUCUAACAACUGACGUUAUUUCAUUUGGAGAAAUUCCGAAUUAUUUUUGGAGUGAGGAUUUAUUUUCUUUAAUAUCGAUUUGUGUGCUAAAUCCACUAAAAGUGGGAUUCGAUACAAAAAAUUUGGAAAUUAUUGAAUCGCUACCACUAAAAAUGAAUGAAUUAUUGAAUGUUUUAAAAAAUAAAGCACCAAAAAUUCUCUUGGAAAAUUUUUUACAAGAACUAACGAAAUAUGUGGAAAAUUAUUAUCAAACAAUUAUAAACAUAAAUGAAAAAAUCGAAAUCGAAAUGGAAUUGAAAUACAAUGUCAAAGGAUUUAUUUUAUUGGAGAAGGAAAAAUAUUUGGAUAUUAUUUUAAAGGAUGAAUUUUAUCAAGUAAAGGAAAAAUUAUUUGAAGAAAUUUUCAAUGUACUUCAAUGUGAAGAGGAAGGAGAAAGAAAUGCAGUUUUUUUAAAACCUGAUAAAGUGGAAUAUUUGGAAAGUGUUUUAGAACUUGUAUUCACAAAUUAUGAAUCUAAUUUAAUUACAUCUUUAAUUAAUUUCAUAAUGAAGGAUGAUUUACUGAUUAAUCAGGAUAUGACAACUUCUAAACAUGGUGAAUAUUUUUUGAGUGUUUUUAAAUCGGCAAUUUUUAAUGGAAUGUUGAAAAAUAUUCAAGAAACAAUUAAAAUAAUGGAAAAUUUACUUGAGAAAAAUCCGGAUAAAUUAUUAAUGAUAAUUGAAGAGUUAGUGAUAUUUACAUACAAGAAUAAAAAAAUUUAUCCCAUUGAAUCUGAAUUAUUGGCAAAUGAAAUUCUUAAACUUUGUUCUUUACUGGAAAGAAUAGUAACGAAUUUUGAACAUCGUAGGAAGCAAUUUUUGAAUAUUUAUCGAAUUGUCGUGCGUCUUAAACGAAAUCCUUUGGAAAUUACAAAUAAUAAACAUGAUCUUUAUUUGUGGAUUUUGAAGAAAUUACAGGAGAAUAUUGAUUUGGAGAAAAAAGCGGCAAUUUUGGAUGAUUUUUUAAUUUGUCUCACUGAUAUGAAUAGUAAUAGUGAUGUUGUUUCUUUAACAUUGGGAAAUUUGAAAAAUGACAGAUCGGAAAAUAUUUCUGAUAAUGAUAUUAAUUCUCUAAAAGCAAUUGCGUGUUUUCAAACAAUGCUUUCACAUUUACCAGUAACAAAAUCUGUUAUUCUUUAUGAGGCAAUAAUUAAUUUUGCCGCUGGUUCUUGCGAUCAAUUAUAUAACGAGAAAACAUCAAUUGUGAUGGAAAAUUAUUUUCGUCUCAUUCCUACUAAUAAUAUUCAAAAUUCUUUAGAUAUUACUUAUAAAGCAUUUAUGAAUUGUGGAACAUUAAUCGCAAGAUUUGAUGUUUUAAGAAAAUUUCUUUUACCAGCGUUUCAAUAUUGUAAAUCAUUUGAUAUUGAAUGUUUUUUUGAAAAAAAUUCUAAGGAAAUUUAUUCUUGUUUGUUAAUUGAACUUAAAGGUGAUUCAGAAGAUGAUUUAAAACGACAAAUUGUUUCAAAAAUUGGAUCCUAUAAUCUUUUUGAAAUAAUGUUUGCUAGAGUGAAAUUGGAUAAGAUCAUAAAUGUUGAGAGUAAAAUUGUGAAAAAUAUUUUUCAAACACCCAUUGAGAAGGAAUUAAUGAUAAAAUUAUUGAAACAAACACUUGCGGAGAGAAAAACAAAAUGUUUGCUUCCAAAUAUUAGGGAAAUUACGAGAUUACUUCAUUGUGCUGCGUAUAAUUGUCAUAUUUCAAUUGUAAGUUUGAAGGAAGAGGAGAAAUUUUAUUCGUGGAUUUUCACGGAAAAUAGACAAGAGGAAAGUUUAAUUUGGGAAAAUAUUGUUGAUUGUGAAAAGCAAUAUGCAUUGAAGCAAACGUUUAAAGAAUAUCCAAAACAGAAGAAAAAGUUAAUUAAUAUAAGAAAAAAGAAUUUAUCUGAGAAUAUUGAUAAUUAUUCUUAUAUUCAUAAAUAUAAUAUCGCUUCUUCUACAUUGGUUGAAAAUAUGGAUUCUUAUGAUUUUAAUGAAGCAACACUUGAAAUUAAAUCGAAUAAUCAAAUUGAAGAAACAAUGAGUUUGACAUUUGAAUGUGAUGAUUUUAAUGAACACGAAUGUAUGGCAUCGCUUUCGGGAAUUUUGGUUCAUAUGGUGAGAAAUGAUAUUUGUAUUUUGGAUACGGAAAAUCUUCAAUUACCAAAGUGGAUGGGUAAUUUUUUUCGUUCAAUGAAUACAAAUUUUAAUAAUGUUCGAUUAUUUUUGUUAAAAGUCAUUUGUAAUACGCAAAAUAUUUUUAAACCGUAUGUGAAAUUUUUUCUUGGAAUUAUAUUAAAUACCGUGAAUGAAUAUAUGAAGGAUAAUUUGUUAAAUUAUAUAAUUACUGAUAUUUUGCUACUUUUAAUUGAAUGGCAAGUGAAUUUAGGGGAAAAUCACAUUGAACAGGCGCAAAUUCUUUUGAAUAAUUUAAUACAAAAAGCGGAUGGAAUUUUAAAUCGAAGUGUGAGAACAUAUAAUGUUGAAAUUAUUAAAAUGAUUCUUCAACUUUGGGGUGAUAAAUUAAAAUUACCAAUUGGAAUUGAUGGAAAAAUACAAACGGCACCGGAAUUUUCGAUACAAUUGAUUUUGACAUUUUUGGAAAAUAAAUUGGAGGAUCAAUUGGUAGCUAGAUUGGAUCUUGUGGAAUUUGUAUUGAAAUCGUUUAAUGAAUGGAAAAGAGAGGAGGAUGUUGUUUUGCAAAAUUGUAUGGCUUUGGGUUUGAUUGUGAAAAAUUUGGAAAAGGAAAAUAAUAUCGAAAAUGAGGAAUAUGCUGCAAUGAAAUUGAAAAUCAAUGAAAUGUUUUCUUCAGUAUUUUGUAAAAUGCAAGCCGCUGAUAAGAGUCGAUUAAUUAAGUGUAUCAAUACUUUGGUUAAAAGUUAUCCGCCAUUGAUUGAAAAUUUUUUUGAAUUUGUCAGAAAUUAUAUUGGCGAUGUUGACAAUAUGGGAAAAGCAAAGUGUCUUGAGAUUUUUAUUUCAAGAAUUUCUUGUCUAACCACUGACGAAGUCAAACGAGAAUUGGGAUAUUUGAAUUUUAAUAAUUUAUUGAAAAAUAAAAUUCUUACCUGUGAAAAAUUAGGACUUGUGAUCAUUGAUAAAUUAGUAUCGAUUUUUAAUGCAGGCGAUAUGAUUCCAAUGGCAGAAUUAGUGAAACCAUAUUUAAAAAAUAAUUCUUCUGAAUUGAGAGAAAUGGUCUAUGAUAUAUUUAUAAAAAUUAAGAAAAAAUAUGAAAAUUACACGAUUGAAUUUGAUGAGAAUAAAUUAAUAGAAAUGAGUAAUGAAAUUUUACUUGUUGGUUUAUUAGAUUCGGCUGAAAAUUUGCAUGAGAAAUUAAUUAAUUUUUGGACGGAGGAUGUUGGAUUAUCGGCAAAAUUAUUGGAUCGUCUCAUGGAUCUUUUGAAGCAAUAUAAUCCCGAUGUGGAACAAGUGUUUUUACUUUAUUUUUGUCUUUCAAUUUUGCGUCUUACGAAUAAAUCGCGAGAAUAUAAUGAAAUGAUAUUUAAUGAAAAAUUGGAGGAAUGUUCUUUUGUUGAAUAUGAAGUUUUAUUAAAUUGGAGAGCAAAAAAUUUGGGUUCAUUGGCACCACUUUUUGCAAAAUCAUUGUCAAGUCAAAUGUCACAAAUGAUAUCGAAAACAUUCACUCAGACAUCAACUUCUUCAUUUAGAGGGCAAUUAUUGAGAGCAACUGUUGGUCCUGCUUUUGAGCCAACUGUCAAUGAUUCACAAUUGUCCGAUGCACAAUUUUCUCAAGAUACAAAUUCGGAUGUUUUUAAAAUGCCAGAUCCUGCUUUUAAUAAAGUAUCAAAACGAUUUCUCGGUCAUAAGAAAUUGAGUGAUGAAUUUGUGCAGAGAAACGCGAAGAGUUAUCUUAAACAUGACGAAAUGGUUAAAGAGGAAGUUGUCAGGCAAAGUAAUGUUGUGAAACUUUAUAGAAAAUAUCGUCAUGGCGAUUUUCCUGAUAUACAAAUAUCUCAUUCGAGUUUAUUGGUUCCUCUUCAAGAAUUGGCAAAGAAAGAUUCAUUGAUUUGUAAAGAUCUUGUUGUGAGUAUUGUUUGUUCAUUGUUAAAUGAUUUGAGAAAUGAGGAAAUUAUUUCUGAAAUUUUUAAUAAUAUGAAAAAAGUUUUGGAAAAUCAUAAUGCAAAUUGGACACUUGCUGCGGUUUUAGAAAUAACAUUGGAAAAUAAAGUUUAUUGCUAUGAGCCAUAUUUGGUUGGAAGAGCUUCAAAAAUUAGUGGUCUCUUUUCAUUGGGUGCACUUUAUUUGGAAAAUUACAUGAUUCAUGGCGGGGAAAUUAUAGCUGAACCGGCACGAAAAAAAAGAAGAAAAAACGAAAAUCUUUUGAUUUGUGAACCAUCAAUUUAUUUGGCGAGAAUUUAUAAAUCGAUGAAUGAAGCUGACAUUGUUUUGAGUAUUUUCAAGAGUGGACAAUUUAGCGAAAAACUUCAGGAAGCAUCGCUUGCGCAGAGUUCGGGUGAUUAUUUACGAGCGAGAAAAUAUUACGAGGAUGCUUACGAGAUGGAAAAUGAUUUUGUUAAAGAACACUGUCUUCAGGAAUCGUUUGAAUGUUUAUGUCAACUUUCACGAUGGGAUGUACUUGAUAAAAAAGUAUAUGAGAUAUCAGAGGGAAAUUUUGAUAACGUUUGGAAUAAUUCUGAACAAAAAGAAUGGCUUCUUCCAUGGAUUUAUCGUGUUUAUUUGCAUAAAAUUUUGAAAGGUGAUUUAUUCAAAAAUCGUGAUAUCGACAGAUUGUUACAAUUUUUAGAGUCUGUUGAUAAUUGGAUAAAAAGUGAUAAACUAAUGGAAAUAAAACAACAUUUUGGUGAAGAAAUGUCACAUAUUUUUAUUAAUCCAGAAAAUGAAAAAUUGGAAAUUGCUCGCGAAUAUUUGAAAAAUAAUCUCGAUAAUGUAAGAGAAAAUUGGUUAAGAUUAAAUCCUCUAUCAGAGAAACUUCGUUCUCGUCUUUUGUUGAAAUUGAGAGGAAUCAAUAGUAUUGAUUUGUUUUUUAAAACAUUAAAAUCUGCCGAUUUAUCAAAUGGAAUUCAAUGUUUGAUUAAGGAAUGGAAUCAACAUUUACCAUCAUCAAAUGAUGAUCUUCUACUUUGGGAAACACAUAUGAAUUAUAGAAUGUAUUUUUCGUCUAUUCUAAUGAGUAAAUAUGAAUCUGAUGAUGAAAAUAUUUUACCUCAAUUAAAAUCUACUUAUAUUGAGCAAAAAAUGAAAUUCUUGGAUUUUGCUAUUGAACAUAAAAAUAAUUUUGUGGCAAAAAAAUAUGUUGUUGAUUUGGAGGAAGCUAUUAAAAAUACUGGUUUAAAAAAAUUAGAAUUCAAACUUUCGACUUCUAAAUGUUUUCAUUUGAUGAGCGAAUUUUCCAACGACAUGGGAAAAAAACUUUCGCACAUUAAUAAAUCUUGGAAGCAUGUUCAUAAUUAUCUUGAUGCUAAUGAUUCUGAAAUAUCAUUGAAAAUAUCUGCUUUACAACAUGUCACAACAUUGACAAUACUUUUGGAAAAUAUUCUCAAUGAUGGAGGAGAAAAUGCUGAGAUGAUUAUGAGAUUAGAUUUUUCAUCAAAAUUACCAAAUAAAGAAGAAAUCAUUGAUGUGGAGAGUUUAAGAAGAAAUAUUGUUGAUUAUGGAUUGUAUACAUUAAAAGAAUGUUGUGAUAUUGCUGAAACUGGUGAUAAAGCUGAAUGUUAUUUUAAAUUAGUGACACAUUGUUACAAUCGAAUUUCGAAAGGAGGAAGUGUUGAUAUUUUUGAAAUUCGUGAAUUUGUCAGUGCAACACUUAAAGCAAUGAUUUAUGGAUCAUUUAAAGCUGCUCAUUAUUUUCCAUGUCUUUUGAAAUUGGAAUAUUUACAAGAUGAAAUGACGAAGAAUAUUUUUAUUGAAGAGUGUAAAAAAAUUGAAACCUGGUUAUUUAUAACUUGGCAAUCGCAAAUUUUCUCUCAUCUCAGAGGAUCAUUCGCGGAAAUAUUAAUUCCUCUAGUUGAUCGAUUAGUUGAAGAUUAUCCAAAUGCUGUUAUGUAUAAUUUCCGUUUGACAAUUGAAUCAAAUCCGGAUUUAUUGAUAAAUCCGGGAAUUUUAUUAAUUAAAGAAAAAUUGUACAGUAAACCAGGUGUUGAGGCAUUUUUAUCAGCUAUGCAUUAUAUUUCUCAACCGGAAUUAUAUUUAAUUUAUCAUCUUUUGGAAAUUUUAAAAACUGUUCAACAGGGAAAAUCAAUAUCAAUUGAGAAACUGUUACAGACUUUGUUUCCUGAAAAACAUUUUGAAAAGCAACUAUGUGGUUCUCUUUUUAGGCAAAUAUUGAAGAAAAUUGAUGUGUUUAAAAGUGAUAUUAAAAAUAUGAAUGGAAAAAAUUUUACAGAAUUAAAACCAAUAGUGAAGAAAAUCAAUGAUGUUUUAAAUAAAAGUUUAAAGGAAAGAAUAGAAAAUGAAAGUAUUUUCAUGUCAAAAUUAAAAGAUUACAGUCCAUGGUUGCAAAAAUUAAGUGCAUCUGAUAUUGAAGUUCCUGGUCAAUAUUCAUCAAAUCGAAAACCAUUGCCACGAUAUCAUGCGAAGAUUGGUAAAAUUGAGUCAAAUGUUGUUGUGAUUCAAUCGUUGCGAAAACCAAUAAAAUUAACAAUUGUUGGAAAUGAUGCGAAGAAUUAUAGUUUUUUGGUGAAAUUUGGAGAAGAUUUGAGAAAUGAUCAACGAAUUCAACAGGCGUUUGGUAUUAUGAAUAAAAUACUUGAAAACGAUAUUUCUUGUGCACAACGUCAUUUGGCGAUUGAUACUUAUCAAGUCAUUCCCUUCUCGUUGAAUUUAGGACUAAUUGUAUGGAUCGAAGGAAUGAAAACACUUGAAGAUUUUAUUCAUUUUACACUCACCGAUGAACAAAAACUGGAGUGUAUAUCUAAUAUUAAUAAAUACAAUGAAUGGAUAAGAAAAUGUGCAACGGGAAGAAGUUUAGCGUAUAAAGAAUCAACAAUUAAAUAUAGUGCAACAACAGUUUUAGCAAAAAUGAAUGAACUUAUUAAUUCAACUGAGAAUGAUGCAUUGAGAAAAACAAUUUUCACAUUAUGUCCAUCUGUUGAAAGUUUUCUUUCACUUCGUCAUAAUUUUAUUUCAACAUAUGGAACAAUGUGCAUUGCACAAUGGAUUAUGGGAAUUGGUGAUCGUCAUUUGGAAAAUUUACUUAUUUCAGUGAAAUCAGGAAAAUGUCUUGGUAUUGAUUUUGGUUUAGCAUUUGGUGCUGGUGUUGAUAUAUCUAUUCCUGAAUUAAUGCCAUUUCGUUUGACACCACAAAUUCAGGAUUUAUUUAAACCAUUUGCUGAAAAUGGUCCAUUUGAAACAACAAUGGUUUUUGUUUUAAAAGCAUUGCGAAAAGAGAAAGGACCAUUGUUGGCUUGUUUAGAUGUAUUUAUUCACGAGCCUUUAAAUUGGUUGGAGAAUAUUAAACAAUUUUCGAAUGAAAAUCAAGAGGAAAUUGAAGAUGUAAAUUGGUUACCAAUAAAAAGAGUAGUUACAGUCGCGGAAAAAUUAGAUGGAAAAAAACCGUCGCUGAUAACUUUAGAGGAAUUAAAACUCGUUCAUGGCGAUCAGAAAUAUUAUUGGCGAUAUUUGGAUAUUGUUAAUGGAACUGAGGAGGAUCACAAAACUCUAAGAGCUAAAAUUAAAAAUGAUAAUCUUACACCUGAGGAGCAGGUGCAGUGUUUGAUUGAUCAAGCAUCAGAUUUUAAUAUUUUGGGUCGUACAUUUUAUGGAUGGCAACCGUGGAUGUAAAAAAAUAAAUUAAUGUUUCUAAGAUUUAUUAAUUUCAAUUUGAAAAAACUGCGCUGAAAAGUCACCAAUCAAAAUUUUAUGCCACGUGUUUAUUUGCGCGGGAAAAAAGCAAUUCUUAGAAAUGUAAUUGGUUUCUUAAUCCCCGCAAAAAUUUAAAACCGACCAAUGAGAACGAUAUUUUUCAUUGUAAAUUUGAAAAAAAGUCGACGUUCCCGCCACGAACUAAAGCUUUAUUGUUGCAUUAACAGAUGGCGCCACUUAAUUUCCGUAUUAAUUUGAUUUUAUUAUUGUAAUAUUUAAUUUUAAACAAUUUAAAUUAUUCGCACAUAAUUAAAAAUUAAUUUAAUAUUAA